CCUCACUGUCGGAGACACAGACGGAGCUCCUCCCUAGCGGGUCUCCGAACUGAGCCUUACUUUGACUCGAGCAGAAGUGACUGUCUUCAAAUAUCAGCACCUCGGACAGCGACACACCGCCGCUCCCACACUCUGCCGAGGAGAGCUCAGAGCCGUUUAGGAGCACAGGACAUGGGGCUACCCUGGCACGGCCCCCCGCUAGGUUGCAAUGAGCUUUAGCUUGUCCGUGGCACACUAACAGUGGAGGAAUGCCCUUGACAGCAGACUACGCAGAGUUGUUUUCAGCAUGACGGCGGCCCCGGACACUGAGCCAUCAGCUGCAGACUCGGUGGUGAAACAAGACUAAACCCGUGCAUGUUUAACCAGAGUUGAAGACUCGUUUCUAAAACACAGCCUAAUACUUGAGUUCUUCAUACUACCAUGGGGAUAAGGCAUAUUUUGUUGCUGCUCAUAUACCUGGACCCUCUGUGCGCGCUGGGCACAGCUACAGGUGGGAAGAAAACCAAGCAGGCGCCCCCCCGAAAGCCUCCCAAAACCACCGCGGUGCCCUCGGCUGUCCCGCUGAACACCCUGCCGCCGGCGCCCACUAGCAACCACGACACAUGCCUGGGCUACUAUGACGUGAGCGGCCAGUAUGACAAAAUGUUCGAGUGCAACAACACGAACCACCGGUACUGCUGCGGGACGUGCUACCUGCGCUUCUGCUGCGAGUACAAGAAGGACCGGCUGGACCAGAAAGCCUGCAAGAACUACCAAACCCCGAAGUGGGUGCAGACGGUGGUCCCGUCCCCCAUACCGACCGGAGAAACGUACGAUCCGAGCAUGGAUCAGACCAACACGGCGGUGUACAUCACCUGUGGGGUCAUAGCCUUCAUCAUAGUGCUGGGGUUGUCAGUCAAAGUGGCGUACGACAAAGCCACAGAGCCCCCUCAGGAGAUGAAUAUUCACAGGGCCCUUGCAGACAUCCUGCGGCAGCAGGGGCCCAUCCCCAUAUCGCAGUAUGACUGUGAGAACUUUGCAGCAAUGAACGGCUCACCCAAAGACAACACGCCAGUCAGAACUUCAUCCAAGAACCACUACACCCCUGUCCACAGCUCCAAGUCCAACCAUGAAUGUGGCACUCCUCCAAAAAGCACCCACCGUGCUCACCCCUUUCAUCAGUGUUUCUCCAAUGAUAACAUCCAGUAAUCAUCCGAUUUGAG
Messenger RNA from Notothenia coriiceps (black rockcod), 1202 nucleotides. It is a transcript of the gene shisa6b, whose product is annotated as shisa family member 6. The transcript is spliced from 4 exons. Lineage: Eukaryota; Metazoa; Chordata; Actinopteri; Perciformes; Nototheniidae. Bases 421 to 1188 code for a protein of 255 amino acids. Gene Ontology annotation, biological process: regulation of AMPA receptor activity; regulation of short-term neuronal synaptic plasticity. Gene Ontology annotation, cellular component: AMPA glutamate receptor complex; postsynaptic membrane; postsynaptic density. The record is from RefSeq and is a predicted model, not a curated record.